AUGGCUGAACUCCCUGAAAUUCCUGAGAUCCCUGCGGACUUAGGAAAUGACUUCCCCAGCAACUUGAUUCUCGAUAAACCGCCAGACGCCUCAACUCCCAGACAGCAGAAGUCCAGAGACAGCUCUAAUAACAAUUCCAACAUACCCAAGAACCCAAACAGUAUAGAACAGUGGAACGAACUCAUACGAAGAUCAGAGGACAAGUAUGACAAUUCAGGAGGUCAAGAAGAUCAAAGAAAGAAGUAUGCAUCAUCAACUUCAAAUGUCUACAGGCAGCUUCUAUCUAGAUUUCCCUUCCUCACCGAGCUGUGGAAACAAUUUCUGAUAUUCACAUAUAAGGCGAAUGGUCUCAAGGAGUCUUUGGCAGUUCUUGAGCUUGCAACAAAGAAACACCCACAGAGUAUCAGCAUAUGGGUGGAAUACCUCACUGCCCUAAUUAGUGCUGGUGAUGAGUUCUUCCCUGCAAACAGAAUUGACCAAGAGUUCUCCAGGGCAAAGACCCAGAUCGGCUAUAAUUUUCAUUCAGACCCGUUUUGGGACCUUUACAUUUCUCAUGUCUCGAAAAAGGAUGACCCAAAGGACCUAGUAUCCUUGUAUCUUUACCUUAUACACAUUCCGUUGUACCAAUACGCCAAAUAUUACAACCAAUUUGUCGAGAUGAACAAAACCUUCGAUGUGAAUGAAAUUGUCGAAGAUGAAAAGCAUUUGAAUAAGCUUCUACAGGCGUUUGACAAAACUAACGUUUCUGAGUUGUCAGCUCUUGAAAAAGGCCAAUUAAUCGACGAAUACGCCAAUUCAAUAUUUGUGGAAACACAAAGACAGGUCAAUGAAAAAUGGCCGUAUGAAUCGUCGUUGGGCUUCCAAGAUUUUCAGUUAUCUACUCCACCAGAUGUCGAGCCAUGGCUACGUUACUUGACCCAUGAACUAGACAUCCUCAAGACUUUGUCAGAUGAGAGUCAGAAGGUGCAUCAUCUCAGAUUCAUCUCGAAUCUCUUCGAACGCACAAUUGUUCCGAAUUGUUUCAAUAGUCAGGUUUGGUUGAAAUACUGUGAUUUUACAGAGACCCACCUUCCCUUCGAUGAAGCUAAGGGCGUGUAUGAUAGAGCUGUCUUCAAUUUUGUUCCUCUCAAUGAGCCGGAAGUCAGAAUAAAAUAUGAGGGAUUUCUCAUGAAGCAUGAGAUGUUCGACGUGUGUAACGAAUACUUGUUAGAUCUACUUCGCUUGUUUUCGGGAUCAACAGGUUACAACAUCUACUCCAAAGCUCCCUACAUGCAAACCUUGCAACAGCUUGUGUCAUUAUGGAACAAGCAUGUUGCUUCUGAUAAGUUAACCGGCGUACUUGAGAAUAUCAUCUCAGGAUUUUUUGAUCGGGUGGAUCGUUAUAAAAAAGAACCCACUGGAGAGCAAAAUGGUAAAGAUGAAAAGCAAUACGAACUCAAACAAGCAUUUAUCACCCUACUAUCCAAGUUAUUGAAUCAGGAUGGUAUAUCUGUUAUCACUGUUGCAUACCUUAAAUUGUUAGAGGCCGCUGGCGAGGUUGUACAAAUCAGACAAUUCUUCAACAAGUAUUUCAAGGAGCAGGCAUUUUCGUGGUCCGUACAGUUUUGGAAGUUUUUCGUCGACUUUGAAGGAUACAACCAGGUCAAUUUGGUUAACUUGAGGAGUAUCAUCAACAUCAUCAAAGAGAAAACUGCGCUACCACAAAGAGCAGUCGAGGGAUUUCUCGAGAUUUACCACGAGAUCGUGCUUAAAAAUCUCAAAAGUGCUAUUCUCUUGAAGGGUCCCAACGGCGAAGAUCUCCAUGACACACUCAUUAAUCUUGGUUUGGAGAAAUCCCAGUGCAGCGAAGCGAAUGGCGGCAAAUAA
This is a messenger RNA of Candidozyma duobushaemuli, 1866 nucleotides long. It is a transcript of the gene PRP39, whose product is annotated as Prp39p. NCBI's taxonomy places the organism in Eukaryota, Fungi, Ascomycota, Pichiomycetes, Serinales, Metschnikowiaceae. Gene Ontology annotation, biological process: RNA processing; mRNA 5'-splice site recognition. Gene Ontology annotation, molecular function: protein binding. The coding region runs from base 1 to 1866 and encodes 621 amino acids. The transcript has 2 exons. The record is from RefSeq and is a predicted model, not a curated record. Gene Ontology annotation, cellular component: U1 snRNP; commitment complex; U2-type prespliceosome.